Schistocerca cancellata (South American locust) is the source of this 8034-nucleotide messenger RNA. RefSeq names its product tyrosine-protein kinase Btk29A (gene Btk29A). The coding region runs from base 125 to 1594 and encodes 489 amino acids. The record is from RefSeq and is a predicted model, not a curated record. Gene Ontology annotation, molecular function: ATP binding; non-membrane spanning protein tyrosine kinase activity; protein binding. Gene Ontology annotation, biological process: peptidyl-tyrosine autophosphorylation. The transcript has 12 exons. NCBI's taxonomy places the organism in Eukaryota, Metazoa, Arthropoda, Insecta, Orthoptera, Acrididae.
CGCCGGGCGGACACCGGUGCGCCUUUGUCUGCCCGUGCAGCGCGCGUGCGCGUGUGAGUGUGCGUGUGUGUGUGAGGGCGUCGUGAUGUGAGGAGGCGAGGGGAUGUGAAGAGCAGCGUCUGCCAUGAGAGUGUUCGGCUGUCGCUGGCCCUUCUGGAACCUGCACAGCGUGGCCCCAGGUCCACCAUCAACUCCCAUCAUGCCUGGUGGGGCACCUGGAACUCCCUCAGCGAAAGCCAAAGAAAAGCUAAUGAUCCGGCCCAAGGUGGUGGUCGCUCUUUACCCAUUCAAAGCAAUUGAAGGUGGUGACAUAUCAUUGGAGAAGGGUGCUGAGUAUGAGGUGCUUGACGAUUCACAGGAACACUGGUGGAAGGUGAAAGACGAGCAUGGGAACAUAGGUUACAUCCCUAGUAACUAUGUGAAGGAGAAAGAAUUACUGGGCCUUCAGAAAUAUGAGUGGUAUGUUGGAGACAUGUCCAGACAGAGAGCAGAGUCACUUCUGAAACAGGAAGACAAGGAAGGGUGCUUUGUGGUGCGAAAUUCAUCCACAAAGGGUCUCUACACACUCUCACUAUAUACCAAAGUUCCUCAUCCCCACGUGAAACAUUAUCACAUCAAACAGAACUCUCGGGGAGAAUUCUUCCUGUCCGAGAAGCACUGCUGCAGCUCCAUACCGGACCUGGUCAACUACCACCGCCACAACAGUGGUGGCCUUGCGUCACGGCUCAAGGCUAGCCCCUGUGACCGCCCUGUUCCUGCCACCGCUGGUCUCAGCCAUGAUAAGUGGGAGAUCGACCCACAAGAACUGAUGUUGUUGGAAGAACUCGGCUCCGGGCAGUUUGGCGUCGUUCGCCGUGGCAAAUGGCGCGGAUCUAUAGAUGUCGCUGUAAAGAUGAUGAAGCAGGGGACUAUGUCAGAAGAUGACUUCAUUGAGGAGGCUAAGGUCAUGACGCGGCUGCAGCACCUCAACCUGGUCCAGCUGUACGGUGUGUGCAGCAAGCACCGGCCAAUCUAUAUUGUGACGGAGUACAUGCGUCACGGCUCGCUGCUCAACUACCUCCGCCGGCACGAGGCCUCGCUCGGCGGCAACACGGGCCUGCUGCUCGACAUGUGCAUACAGGUGUGCAACGGGAUGGCGUAUUUGGAGCGCCACAAUUAUAUCCACAGAGACCUGGCAGCACGGAAUUGUCUGGUUGGUUCAGAAAAUGUCGUGAAGGUUGCCGACUUUGGUUUAGCAAGGUAUGUUUUGGAUGACCAGUACACGAGCUCUGGUGGCACCAAGUUCCCCAUCAAGUGGGCACCCCCUGAGGUGCUCAACUACACCAGGUUCUCUUCGAAGUCCGAUGUUUGGGCUUAUGGAGUCCUGAUGUGGGAAGUGUUCACAUGUGGCAAAAUGCCUUACGGGCGUCUCAAGAACACUGAAGUCGUUGAAAGGGUGCAAAGGGGCAUUGUACUGGAGCGACCAAAGGCGUGUUACAAAGAGGUGUAUCAGGUGAUGCGCAAGUGCUGGUGCCAUGCGCCGGAGGACCGCCCGUCAUUCCGGUCACUCAAGGAGCAGCUGGUGAGCGUCUCACAGGGUGUCAUGGCUGACUGACUGCCCCCGGCACCCUCCCCUCCGGCUGCCCCACCGCCGCCGCUCCUGGAUUCUGUGUCCACGCCUGCAUCUGUACCUGUGCCCACUCCGAGCCCAGCAUGCAUAUUCUGCACAUCCUACGGCCAUCCUUGGGCCGAACUGUGCCGUGCCAUCCAAGCAAGCCGUCGGACUGCUAAGUAGUGGCAGCAAAUGGGCGCUGUUAGUGAGGCUCAGGCCAUCGGCUGUCGUACUGCGGCCAAUGUCUCAGUGGAGGUACAUCUUCUGUUGGCAGACAUUAUCUAAUAACUUAUCUGUCCAUCUCGUCUGUUUGAUCUCAUGUCGUACACUGAUUUGUUAUAUUUGGAGGUAUACUCCGUGUGUGUAUCACCCUGAAGAAGUGUUUUUUUUUUUUGUGCAGUGGUAAUUGUAAUAUUUUAAAUGCGUCAGAAGUGACUCGGAAGACACUGUUAUGGCUGAACAUUGAAGUUAAUGAUACCACAUGUUUAACCAGGUGAUUGAUCUUCUGCCUGGCUGCACAUAUUCUUGACUGUAGUUUUGUGUGUGAUGGUACCCAGUCUGGAAACUGUUGUGAUUCCUGAUUCAUAAAUUGUAUUUAUUCCUAAUGACCCUAGUCUCUGUAUCUUGAUAUUACUCAAAUGAAUUUUGCUGCGAGCACUAGAUUAAUGGAAGGAAUCAUUUUAGCUGUUGUCGUCGUGCCAUACUCUGUAACCAGCAGUGGGUGGAUUGUAUGUGAAGUUAGAACUCUGGCUGUGAGGGUGAAUACUGCUGCCAUUUGCUUGGACAGUGUAUGUUUUUAGUGCUUUCCUCUGCUACUUUUAUCAAGAUCUUGUACGCACAAUGUCCUGGAAUAGCAGUGUGAGUAAUUUAUUAGGAAAGCCUCGUGUUAAAAUGUUAGGAAGAUUUUUUACUACUGCAAUUAUUUUUUGGUAAGCUGUUGUAAUAUUUUAUUAAAUUGUUAGAAAUUAAUUUCUGAGAUGUGUGUGUUUGCCAAGAAGUUCCAUAAUUGGGUAUUUAUAUAUAUGUGGUUGCAUGUGAUACGUUGGAUAUGUUAUAUCCUCUGAAUUAGAAAUAAUUUUAUAUCUGCUGUCUAAACAUUAGAAUGUGUGUGUGUGUGUGUGUGUGUGUGUGUGUGUGUGUGUGUGUGUUUGUGCGCGCGGGCGCUCGCUGAGAAAUUGUAAGGUUUUUUUAUUGUCUUGAUAUAUAAGGUACCAUUACACAACGCUUCCUCAUGUGUUGAGGUUUUAUUGAAAAGACUUAGAAAUGUAUCACUAUUGGACUGAAAAUAGUUCAUAGCUGUUUCUCAAAUUGCAACUUGGAAGUAUCUUUAGUUAGGUAAUUACCAAUAGAUUAAUUUAUUUAAGCAGGGAAUCUUCAGUGGAAUAGAAUACAUGACAUUCCUGGUGUUGUAGUUCUGAAUUUCUGGUGCACAAAAAUAAAUUUUGUGACCUUAAAAGAAUAUGUCUUACACAAUUAAAAAGAAACAAAUUACUUGUCAACAGAUUAUAAAUGUAUGCUCUGCUUCAUAAUAAUUUGUUAAUGACAAUUCACAGUUAAUCAGUUUUCUGUUAGAAACUUUUAGGGACCAGGUAAUUUUUAACUAAUCAACAAAGAAACUUUGCUUUAUCUCUUUCUUCAUUUGGAAAUUUACUGCCUUUUGUAAUGUCCUAAACACUGGAAUUUUGAGUAAAUGAAAAAAAGAAAAAAAAAUCUGACAGCAUAGUCACAAGCAUAUUGCUGCUACUCAGAAAUGUCCUUUCCUAAUGAUUCACUGUUAACAAGAUAAGGUUGUGUAACUUGGUUGAAAAUAUUCACAACAUCUUGUACUUAAUAUUGUUGUGUGCCUAGCAGUAGAUUUUGCUGAGUGUCAUGAACAUAGUUUAGGCACUGUACUUACACAAAAACUGGAAAGGUGACUUUUUAAUUUCUUCUAUAGCUCAGAGUGUGGUUUUUCAGUUUUGGAAUUGAUAGACUUUUUCCCAUCGUAAAUGAAUGUAAAAAUUCAUUUUAACAGCAUAAUAAUGUAAAGUAAGAACUUUUUGUCCAGCGUAGCUGUUAAAACAAGAAUGUAUAUUUUUGGCCUCGUAGAUGUGUGUGUGUGUGUGUGUGUGUGUGUGUGUGUGUGUGUGUGUGUGUGUGUGUGUGUGUGUGUGAGAGAGAGAGAGAGAGAGAGAGAGAGAAGGGAGAAAUUUGUAAAGCAGGUGUGUAAAAGGAAACCUCUAUCACUUCUCAUGUAAUAUUCUGUUUGAAAUUGCCAUAUUUCAGUACAUCAAACAUUUUAAAGUUUAAGGUCACUGCUUAAUAUAAUGUGAACCGCUGUGUACAGUAAGAGGUAGUUAGAUUGUUUAUCAAAGCUUGAAAUAUUUCAUAUGUACAGUGAGAGUGCAUAUGUGCACAUUUGUUCAGGUGCUCAAUGUAACAUUCACAUGAUAAAACCAGUUAAUUUCUGAAGUAAGAUUAGGUUUUAAUGUCUCUUUCUACAUCAUUUUAGUUCCUGCAGAAUAAAUGUAGCAUGUAGUCUUUUCUGCAACAGUAUUCCACUGUGUUCCUAUGUCGUAGGUGCAGUACACUUUAUAAAAAGUUGUAGCUGACUGUUCUUCGUCCAUAUUUUGAUCAGAAGUAUUGCAAUUUCCUUUUUAUAUAAGAUCAUGGAACUUAAAACUUCCUUUUUAUGCAUCAUGGUUUGGUGUGUGGCCAUCAAAAAUAUCGAUUGCAAACUGCUCAUGGCAGCAGGAACAUUCUUGGACUUCCAUUGCAGUUUAUUUAACUGUAGUGCAGACUGUAUUGUAUACUGAAACAAAAAUUUUAAAAUGCCCAGAGUAAGUGUUCAAGUGUUCAUUUGAAAAAUGUACUGCCAUGUGUUGUUCUUGUGAUAUUGAAUAUCUUUCAAUACUGAUAUAACUGUUGGAUGGUUAUAAUACGGCACUGAUUGCAAGAAAAAUGUCAUUUUAUACAAAUUCUAUGUGAAAAUGUUGUGUGCUUAUUGCCUGUUUAAGAUGAGAGGACUUUUUGUAAAAUUUGCCAUUGGUUGAAUCUCUGUAAGCAGAGGUUGUCUAGUAGUGUUGUUAGAUUAAUAGCUAUGUUUAAUGUCAACAGUGUUUUAGGAGUGCUUAUUUGUUGAUGAAGACUUUUUAUUUAUAUUGUAAAUGCUGAGUGAUAGGCAUAGAGCAUAUAUCUAGUAACCUUUUUUGUGUAAAUAGACCCAUUUGUUUAAAAACAUUUGUCAGGCUAUACUUGAAUCCCGAUAUUUAGGGGAUAAUGAUUUAGUGCAGUUUUAUUGUUAUUAGAACUAAGAACUGCAUGCAUAAGAUUGGAUACUUCCCCUAGUUUACCAUUUUAUCCUGUCUUUAUUUUAUAUUCCUAGACUGUGAUAUGUUUUACACUGCUGUUGUUAAAAGAUCAGAGUAAAGUGGAGUGCAGAUAUAUUGGCUGAUCUCUUAACAAUACUGUGUUUCACAGAACUGAAUUAAGCAGUAGUGUGAAAGAAAAAAAGUUUGUAUUUUUGUGUUUCAGUUAUCAGGUGGCCACAGUAUUGAGAGCUUUUGUGAUUAUAUAGUUUGUGUACCUCUAUAUUCCGUGACCCAUAUUAUAGUGUCAUUAUUUCUAUGCAAUUAUAAAACUUCAUGAUAUGACAGAUAUCAAUUGGAUUUCAAUACUAAAUAACUGCUGGGAACUUUUGAAUCACAUUGGAAAAUUAUCUGAUGUGGCAUAUGUAAGAAAUUUCCUUAACUGUGAAGCUGGAAGAUUUUGUCAGAAGUGCCAAAGCAUAUACUGCCUUGUACACUUUUUUAUUAAUGAAAAUCAGUAAAUAGACAAGUAUAACAGUAAAAUUUUUCUAGCAGAUUUACAUUCUCCAAAGAUAAAUAUUCUGAGGAAAGCACAUAAAAAGUCAGAAUGGAAUGCUCCAUGCAGUCAAUAUUAUCUAUUGAGAUCCCAUUUCUCCAUAUCCUCUUUAUGAUGGAUUGUCAGUAGCUCCUAGCACGAUAGCGUGCUAUUAACAGGAACAAAUGUAGUUGUCUAGAAUGUACAUGAUGCAUGUAGCAUCUCAGAUAUGGCAGUUACUGAUGAUGUAACAGAUGCUGCAAGUAUACAGUCAUUACUAGUAGCAAUUUUAAGUGGAAGUUUAGGUCCUCACUUUGGCAUAAAUUACUAAAGUGCUUAUGACACAAAGUAGUGUCAUUUAGAAAAACUUCAGCAUCACAAUUAUGUUCCUCAAAAACUCAUAAUCAAAUCAAAACCUCUUGAAUAUAUGUGCUUUCUCAUGCUUUAAAUGAGGUAACUGAUGCUGAAUGUUAAUACGUUUAAGUUUAAGUAAACUGUGGAAGGAUGAACAAACAUCACUGAGGGCUAUUCAGAAAGUAAACUCUGCUAGGCUGUAAAUAAAAUGUUGCAAUACUUAAAACAAAUUUACUAUAAAUGUCUUGAAACUAUACCUUUCAUGUAGUUCCCUACAAAAACAUCAUUCAGAUUUAAGCAAUUACCAGCUCUCCUAAUGAAUUCAGUAAUUCCCUCUGCAUAAGAUCCUGCUGCCUGCAGUUGCAGCCAACCCAUGGCAGCAUCUUCAAGUUCAGUACUGUCAAAGGAUUGGCAGCGAAGCCAGUUUUCUUGUGUGGGGAAAAGUGGAAGUUUCUUGGUGCCCAAUUUUCACUUUAGGGUGAACACUCAAAAACGAGCCAGAACAUUGGUAGAGAGACCACAUUUUAUUUUGAAUCUUAGUUAUCUUAAUGGUUCAUAGCACACUUCAUAAUUGCUUAUCCUUCUACAUUCUAUAAAAGCCACCAACAAUACUCCUUUAGUGUCCCAAAAGAGUGGUAGUGAAAAUCAGUGUAGCUGACAGAGUCAGCAUGUUGUUGUGGUUUGUUAGAUGUGGUGGUAUGAUCUCACAGCUUUGACUGCUGUUUUGUCUCCACAUACCUGUCUCAUUACAGAUCACGAUUGUGUCUGGUAGGUUUUCUCCUCAAGUAUUGUUACCAAAAAGAAGUUUAAGACAAGCAGUUACACACUGAGUUUUGUGGCUCUUGAAAAGGAGUUUUGGAACCAUUAAGCACAGCAGUUUAUGUACCUCAGCUGUUUAGUCAUGGUCUUUGGCAAAGCACUGAGAAACAUGUGUAAAGUUAUCUGAAAGGUGAGAUAGUUGUGAGGCACUAUUCUCAUGAAUUACUUCAACAUUUAAAACCAGUUCAUUGCUGGGUACAUAUGAACUGCCAAGUAGUCUAUUACCAUUAUGUGUAUUCGCCCUUCCAUUCUUAAUCAUCUUCAUUCAUGACGUUCCAUCCAUAUGCAGCACAUUCCUCAAGGGUUUUUUUUUUUUUUUUUUACAUCGUCUGUGAUUUUCCAUUACAGUGCUCACCUGAACAUCUACUGUAGGCCAACGAGAAGCAAUGGAGCUUUCUCUCUAUAGCAGGUCUGAGCUCACUCAUUUGCUGCCCAAUUCAGUGUAGUAGCUGUUCUGUCCCACCCUGUUGCUUCCCACGCUACAGAGAUUACUUUCUGGCCCUCAUGAAUUCCCUCUUUAGUGGCACUUGCUCGAUUCCUCAUCCUUUUAAUUUCCCUCAAUUGUAAUAUUAACAAGAAUUGUUGCUCAAAAAUCAUUUACUUUAUUUAUCUGUAAAACAUUCCAGCUACUAUUACCGCAUUAACAAAAAGUUGCUGGCCUUCUAAUUGUUGCUCAGAUCUACAUAACAACUAAUCCCAGGGAAAUUAACAGAAAAGUGCCAGAACUAAUAGUCUUAGUACAUUAGGACUGAAGUAUUUGAAUCAUAUUCUGGAUCUCAGCAGAACUAAUUUUGUGUGGUCCUUCCUCAAAAUUGGUGUUCAUAUUAGUAGUUCCUAACCCUUCUUAUGUUCUUCUAAUCAACUGAAGGAAGCACUAAGCGAUAAUAAUACAUACAUUUGUGUUGUUACAUUGUGUGUUUUAAAUUAGUAAUGAAAAUUUCCAUUGUUCAGUCUUGGGAUUUUGAUUCUAGUGUGUAAAGUUCUGUUAUGGAGCUAACUUUGUACAUUACUCUUCCAAAUAGUGUAAGUGCUUGCUUUUCACUUUAACUUCCAGUCACUUCCCCUCCUUCUCUGUAUAGCUUGAUAAGCUUUAAAAGAAGAAAAUAUAAUUAUGUAAAACUGUCAUGUCAAUUGCUAAAAUAGUUCAGCAGGCAGUGCUGGGCUGUGCUGUGCUUUCCUACAGAAGCUUAACUCAAGAAAAUUACUUCAGCUGUUUGCAUUUAAGUGGUAUCCAUAACCUUUUAAAUUUUGCAAAUGGAGGUGGAUUUAUUUUUUUGACCUAUCAUAGAGAGAGCCAUUUGUUACACAGUUGGACAUUUCUUUUCUUUGAGCUACCUGGGGAAACAAAUACUGAAUGUAUGAAGUGUUCUCUUGUAUUUAAAAGUUAACUCAAGAACUGUUGUAAGAUUCUGUAAACUUUUAAUAACAUUGUGUAUUUAUUUCUACUA